AUGCCAGGGCUCCUAGCACUGGGAGCAUCUAAACCGAGAGGCCGGCUGCCUUUAUGCAAACAGGGCGUCUUCAGUUUGUGGACGCAGCGACUUCACCAGAAACUGGGAGGAGCUGGACCCGGUGAGAAUGAAGCAGAGACUGUGGCCUUAGGGCACUACAUUCACCGGGCCGGUGCUGAGGAGCUGAGGAGAACCAGGGCCCAUCUCCAGCAGCGGGUUUGGUCCAUGGGGGAGCAGGCUGUGCGGCUUCCCCACAGUGUCAACCUUCAGAGGGGAGGGAGAAUGUGA
Molecule: messenger RNA, 288 nt
Organism: Knipowitschia caucasica
Lineage: Eukaryota; Metazoa; Chordata; Actinopteri; Gobiiformes; Gobiidae
Source: the annotation of a GenBank genome assembly